Messenger RNA from Cryptomeria japonica (Japanese cedar), 1236 nucleotides. RefSeq names its product ras-related protein RIC1. The record is from RefSeq and is a predicted model, not a curated record. Bases 264 to 872 code for a protein of 202 amino acids. The transcript has 9 exons. Lineage: Eukaryota; Viridiplantae; Streptophyta; Pinopsida; Cupressales; Cupressaceae. Gene Ontology annotation, molecular function: GTPase activity; GTP binding.
ACCCAAAGGGAAGAACACGAGACGCCUCAAAUAGACCUUUUUUCUCCACACGUUUUUCCUACGUUUAUAAGAAACCUCAGUCAAAUGCAACUUCCCUAUUCAAAUCUGUAAGCGAGAAGGCUGCAACGAAGAUACAUACAAAACGUUUGUUUAAAUACCGCACAAAAUCGUCAACAAUUCUCUAUCGUUCGUUUUACAUUUGCCUUCGCCGUCAAGGCGUAUCGUUUCUAUAGCAGAUCGGUUGCAGUUUUUCCAACAUCAACAUGAAUCCCGAAUAUGAUUACUUGUUCAAGCUUCUGUUGAUUGGAGAUUCUGGAGUUGGCAAAUCAUGUCUCCUUCUAAGAUUUGCGGAUGACUCUUAUCUGGAGAGCUACAUCAGUACAAUAGGGGUGGACUUUAAAAUCCGAACUGUGGAGCAGGAUGGAAAGACGAUCAAGCUUCAAAUUUGGGAUACAGCAGGACAGGAAAGGUUUAGAACAAUUACAAGCAGCUAUUACCGUGGUGCUCAUGGUAUCAUUGUGGUUUAUGAUGUGACUGACCAGGAAAGUUUCAACAACGUCAAACAAUGGUUGAAUGAGAUUGAUCGUUAUGCAAGUGAAAAUGUCAACAAAUUGCUUGUUGGAAACAAAUGUGAUUUGACUGCUAAUAGAGCAGUUGAGUAUGAAACUGCCAAGGCCUUUGCAGAUGAGAUUGGUAUUCCAUUUUUGGAGACAAGUGCAAAGAAUGCAACUAAUGUGGAGCAGGCUUUCAUGACAAUGGCUGCUGAGAUCAAGAACAGGAUGGCAAGCCAGCCUGCUAUGAACAGUAGCAGACCUGCUACCGUGCAGAUGAGAGGGCAGCCAGUUGUCCAGAAAAGUGGCUGUUGCUCAUAAGAACAGCAGGAAAUUCUUUCAGUGAUUUUUAAUACCAUUGAUUUUGAAGAUGUGAAUGAAAGAUUUCAUAUGUAUUUUGGAUCCCAAACACGGGCAUGUCUCUCUUGCCCUUGGGAGGUCAACAUUUGAUGGACAACUAAAACAAAUUUAUUGCAUGUUGGAUAACAUGUAUAGCAAUGGGUUAUUGUUCAUGCUCUAUUGUAAAAUCAUUUCAUAAACUGGAUUCUUAGCAGUUGCCAACCAUGUUGCAGGUGGUUUACAAGACUCUAGAACUCUUGAUUUGUUGUUUUUUCAGUAGUCCGCCCAUCAUUGUCUAUUUUUACAUUUGCCAUUCUUUUUAAUGCAUUAAUGCUGUUUCUUUUCA